ACGAUGGUGAACAGACCGGUAUUGCCAAAGAAUAGAGGAGCCUGGACAAGAGUUGUGAUUUUUAUAUCUCUCUAUGCCUUGCUUCUUGAAUCGCUCAUCGAAUGGGUCUUGGUACUAUAUCUCUACGGCAUUGGACGGGUCGAUUCGAAGAUGAUGCCGAGUCUGAUCAUUUCCCUGAUAGCGUCUUUCCUUACGGUGCUGCUUCUGUUCAUUCAUAGUCUGCUGGCGUGGAAGUUCAACAAGGCCGGGCGUGGGCCACAAAAGAAUGUGCUAAGCAUUGUCUCUGUAUACGCUCUUCGAUUAAAUGUCGCCGUCUGGCUGGCAGCCAGUGUUGCGGGUCUAGUCAUUGUUUCGCAGCAGGCUUCUUGUCUUCCGGGUGAUUCAAAUGUCAGUUAUUGGAGGGUUGGUGUUAGCUGUGCACUUCACAGAGCAGCAGUUAUAGUGGCAGUCUUGUCCUUCAUUACUAUCUGCAUAUACUUUUGCUCGAGAGAGCUCUGUGACCGUCCAUACGACGUCUCGUUACUUGGUCUCUACAACCAACAAAACAGGACCCGCGAUGGAAGCAUCACAUCCAACACCAGCUGGGACAGCGAGAACACCCUGAAAAACGACAUGCUGUAUUAUUGUCGCCGUCCAGAACCGACAUACGGUGGACCAGGUCUGCAUUGGCCAUCAAAUGAUGGUACCAAGUUUGAGAAACCCGAAGACGUCACUGCUAUUCAGCCUGCACCAUUUCGGGCAAAGCCUCAACUGAAGCUCAGUACGACUCUCGUUCCUGAAGCUGCAGAGUUUAGAUCGGGAUCAGUUUCUCCCAUGGCUGUUGCGUCUGAUACGGACCCUGUCUCUCGCACCUCUACGGUCCUGACCUCUGGAGCUAGCGAGCCUCCUUUGAUUGCAGAAUUACCAGCUCCAGGGGUUCCACAGAUCCCUGCAAAAUUCGGUCAUAAGCGACAAAAGUCAUCCAUGUCACUCAGAAAAUUCCUCCCAAGAUCUCUUCCAAUAUCGCUGCCCCUAUCAGAUGAUCCCCAAAUCCGAGCCCUCUCAAACCCAAAUAUAUACUUCGAUCUAGAAAAAGAAGCAGAAAAAGCCUUUCUCUCCGACUCAUCUGACUCAGUCCAAAGACCAAUCUCCCCGCCAAACUCACAGCCCAUGAAUAUCCCCAAACACCAAAGCUGCCCCAUCAUCCAGCUAGACCCCCCACAACAAGAAAACCAUCAACGAACAAUGACAAUGUCCUCCACCGACGCCCCCGAAGUUAUCGACUCAGAACCGCAGAAGCUCCAACGAUCCAACACCAACACCGCACACCUAAACCAGUCCUUUCCUCGCUCUACGAACCACCCGCAUCAUCCAAGCAAGCUACGCUCCGUACCCUCGACUCCUGUUAUGCAAUCCAACGGCAGCAAUGCUAAUUCCAACAGACGAUCAAACCAGUUAUACCAAUUCGACCAAUCCCAGAUCCCCCGGCAAUUCCACAGACCGCAUCCACACUUUAACUACCCGCUUCGUCAUAACAUCGGGACUGUGCCGCGCAGGAAUGAUGUUGAGAUUAUUUAUCCGAGUACGAGACGAUCGAGGAGUAGCACGUACGGUGGGACUGGCAUUGUGCCGUUGGAUAGUAUUUUGGAGUCAAGGGCGUCGUUUGAUGAGGUGCCUGGCUGUAUGAGUCCGGAUGAGAGCGGUGCUAGUAUUGGGGUUGGGGUUGGUGUUGGUGCUCAUAUAAUCGAUGGGAAUACUUAUCGUGGGACGAAUUGGACGGGUAGGCCUGGCUCUGGGUGUUGAUUUACAGGUCUGCU
Molecule: messenger RNA, 1796 nt
Organism: Aspergillus ruber CBS 135680
Lineage: Eukaryota; Fungi; Ascomycota; Eurotiomycetes; Eurotiales; Aspergillaceae
Exons: 4
Coding region: 4-1782 (592 amino acids)
Source: RefSeq, a predicted model, not a curated record